Molecule: messenger RNA, 408 nt
Organism: Vigna umbellata (rice bean)
Lineage: Eukaryota; Viridiplantae; Streptophyta; Magnoliopsida; Fabales; Fabaceae
Source: RefSeq, a predicted model, not a curated record
AUGCACAAGAGCGCGUUAGGUUCCACGUUGGGCCCGGGAGGCCUCGACCUAAUUCAGGCCUUCUUCAAGCCCAUCCUCAAUGUUUUAACUCCCUCUACGAGCAAGCAACACACCAAGAUCUCUGUCAUCGGCGUUGGUAACGUUGGAAUGGCCAUCUCGCCGACCAUCCUCACCCAGGACCUCACCGACGACCUCGUCCUCGUCGAUACCAACACCGACAAGCUCCGUGGCGAGAUGCUCGACCUAGUGCAUGCCACCGCCUUCCUUCCCAGUACCAAGAUCCACGCCUCCACUGAAUCUUCCGUCACUGGCGGUGAUGAUGCCGGCUCCGAACUCUGCAUCGUCACCGCUAGUGCCCGCCAAAUCGCCGGUGAGUCCCGCCUCAACCUGCUCGAGCGACCCAAUUGA